AUGUCCUUCCUCCUUUCACCCGCCAGGCGCUUGACGUCGACGCUCCCCUCCCUAUCACAGCGCACAUUCUCAACGACUCGCCCGUCUCAACUGGCCCGCAUGACCCUGGUGGGGAGGCUCGGCGCAGACCCCGAACUCGCAGAUACCGGCAAAGGCCAAGUGAUCAAAUAUGUCGUGGGCACCAGUUACGGUCCAAAGGAGAACCGGCAGACGUCGUGGUUCCGCGUCGCCAGCUUUGCGCCAGAAGGUUCGCCCCAGCGAGAUCUCGUGAUGGGAUUGACCAAAGGAACCCUGGUCUAUCUCGAAGGAGAUGCCACCAUGCGCACCUAUGAGGACUCAGACGGCAAAAAACAGAGUUCAUUGAGUCUGGUCCAGACAAAGGUCGAAGUGUUGAAGAGACCGCAGCCAAAAGAGGAGGAGAUUGCUUAG
Molecule: messenger RNA, 429 nt
Organism: Fonsecaea nubica
Lineage: Eukaryota; Fungi; Ascomycota; Eurotiomycetes; Chaetothyriales; Herpotrichiellaceae
Exons: 2
Coding region: 1-429 (142 amino acids)
Biological process (GO): mitochondrial DNA replication; positive regulation of helicase activity
Cellular component (GO): mitochondrial nucleoid
Molecular function (GO): single-stranded DNA binding
Source: RefSeq, a predicted model, not a curated record